GAUUAGAUUACAAGCCAUUUUAUUUCUGCUAGUUAGAAGCAGACAUACGAGCUUAAUCUUGCAAAAGUACAUAAAAAAUAAAAGAAGAAUGUUAUCUUGAACCGUUGGAGACAAAAAAAGAUAAUCCUAAACAGAGAGGCAAAGUAAAGAAGAAGAAAAAUGGUGAUGAUGAUGAAGCAAGGACUUCUUCUAGGGAGUACUUGCACUCAUUUUCUCUCAUCAAAAACUCCCUCUUUCAAACAACACAUUUUUCAGCUCAGUAACAAAUUGAAAGAAGAAAAAGAAGCUCUGUUAAACAUCAAGAAAGCUACUGAAUGUGUCCCCAUUGAUGAUUUCAAGGAAAUCCUGCAGUUUAGGCACACCGCAACAACAGUAAUUGUGGCUAAUGCAUUGAUGAUGACUUCACCCUUAGAUGCCUUGGCUGAAACAUGUGAAGCUGAUAAUUCUCUCUUUAAUAUGAAUAUGCCCUUACUGCUGCUGGUUGCGCUUAUUGGGGCCACCGUCGGAGGACUAGUUGCACGUCAGCGAAAAGCGGAAUUGCAGCGGUUGAAUGAACAGCUCCGUCAGAUCAAUGCUGCUCUAAGAAGGCAAGCCAAAAUUGAGUCUUAUGCACCCAACUUAAGUUAUGCUCCUGCUGGUAGUAGCAGGGUUGCAGAAAGUGAAGUAAUUGUUGAUCCAAGAAGGGAGGAAUUAAUAUCUCGCUUGAAAAAUGGGAAGAAAUUUCUUAGAAACCAAGCGCCCGAAAAGGCGCUAUUGGAGUUUAAAACUGCUCUUGACCUUGCACAGAAUUUAAAAGAACCUUUAAAGGAAAAGAAAGCAGCUCGGGGCUUAGGGGCAUCAUUACAACGGCAGGGCAAGUACCGGGAAGCUAUUAAGUACCACUCUUUGGUUCUUGAAAUAUCAGCAAAACAUGGAGAGGAUUCGGGUAGCACAGAAGCUUAUGGAGCAAUAGCUGAUUGUUAUACUGAGCUUGGAGAUUUGGAACAAGCUGCAAAAUACUAUGAUCAAUAUAUUGCAAGGUUAGAAACUGAUUGAGCUGCUAGUGGUGAGGAUUUUUGUAACUAUAAGUCAUCUAUUAUGGAUAUUUGUUUAUCUUCAUACAUUCCAAGUAGAAUACUUAGAUCCUGAGAUCCUUUUUGUAUAACCAUACUUUAUUAAGUCGUCCCUUCCGUUUUUA
Lycium ferocissimum is the source of this 1177-nucleotide messenger RNA. Its product is annotated as protein FLUORESCENT IN BLUE LIGHT, chloroplastic-like. Gene Ontology annotation, biological process: chlorophyll biosynthetic process. Gene Ontology annotation, molecular function: protein binding. The record is from RefSeq and is a predicted model, not a curated record. The coding region runs from base 160 to 1035 and encodes 291 amino acids. Lineage: Eukaryota; Viridiplantae; Streptophyta; Magnoliopsida; Solanales; Solanaceae. The transcript is spliced from 4 exons.